This is a messenger RNA of Uncinocarpus reesii 1704, 741 nucleotides long. RefSeq lists its product as uncharacterized. The coding region runs from base 1 to 741 and encodes 246 amino acids. The record is from RefSeq and is a predicted model, not a curated record. NCBI's taxonomy places the organism in Eukaryota, Fungi, Ascomycota, Eurotiomycetes, Onygenales, Onygenaceae. The transcript has a single exon.
AUGCCUCAACCGGGAUAUCCGCCGAUAGCGGCUUUGAAGCCAUUGUACUUGAUCAUCACCUAUGCUGCUGCGCUUCCUGUUAUUUUUCUCGCCUUCACCACCACUGCAUGCACUGUGCUCUAUCUAGCCACCCAUGCAUUUCUCGGAGGUAUCCUCGAUCUAUUCUACUAUGCCGAAUCAGAGGUUGUUGCCAAAUUGUCCUCUCUUCUAUCCUCAGAAGAAUCUACUGCAGGUGAAGAACCCACAAAAUUCAUAACUCCGUUCCAGAGGCUCUCGCCGCCCCCGCACCCUUCAAGCGUCGGCAUCCCUCCACCACAUGGCCCGCUAGGAACAGCCAUUACCUUCUCAGACAGCCAGAAUCAGCCUCUCGCCCGAGUUCCGGGAUCCCCGUCCGAUUCUCAAACAUCACCAGACGAAGAUGAGUACUUUCCAAACUACCACAUUACCUUUGAUUCUCCCAGCCCCGCAGACAACGGAGACUGGGAAGAUGUGAACGAGGAUCGGGAGCCUCGCAACGGUGACCGCUCGGAAGUUUCUGGAAACAUGGGUCGCCGUCGCCAGCCUAAGCGCGUGUCGUCCACCUCUCGCACGGAACACUCCUUUGUGGGACAGUAUGAGGGAGAUGUCGAUGGCGUGCUACCCAUUGGACCCCGGCUGCAUUUUAAUACCCGGACCCAUCCAAGGAGGAGGAGUAAUAGCCCGGGGAGGCAAGCUGGAUCUUCAGAUUACAUGGAAUACUAA